UUGAUAUGAAUAUAUGUGACUGGUUCUUAUGACUUUGUUCUUGUCAUUGUGUUAAUUACAUUGAUUUGACUAUGCACUGUCCGUUAAGGACGCAGCGACCCGUCAUGCACGGAUUCAUGUAUCUGCACCGUAGCUGUUCAACUGUAGUAGGACAGCACAGAAGGCCCAGGCAUAAAAUGCACGGCCCGCCACUGCUGUAACUGCUAAAAACGAGCUAACAGCAGUAAAAGGUGCCGUUGUUGUUAAGGUCAAAAGCAUGAGCUGAGAGAUGCAAAGACGAUAAAAGAUGUGGGCUUUGACACAUUUUAUAUUUCACUUAGGCUGUCACUUAGAAAAAAAAUUGCAAUUUUAACUCGUUCAAAGAGGUGAGCCUGAAGUCACCACACCUCACAGCUUUAUACAAAUAAGAAGGCUGCUCAUGUAGCUGUGACUGAAUUGUACAGUGACAGUCGUGAGCUGAAUGGAGAGAGAGAGAGAGAGAGUGGAGGGAGGAGGAGUGUGUGAAAGAGAGAUAUUGAUAGAGAGAAGAAGAGAGAGAGAGAGCUCCUCAGUUGCCUUAGCAGCAGCUUCAUUCCUUCACAGUCCGGUGCUGUGCGCGCUGCGCUGCGCUUCACUUCACGGGGUGUUCCCCUCGCGACCGCGCGCUGAUUAACUUCUCACGGUCCGGUUAUCAUUUUUAUUUUUAUUUUUUAUUUUUUUUUCAAAAUAGCACACUCCAGUUUCUCCAAGUUCCACGACGCCUGAAGAUAAACGCGACGGUGGCUAAUUGAUUCCAACGCCGGCUCCGGUGUCGAACAGCGCGCAGGGUGCACGCUAAACAGUACUUCUGACACUCGUCCUGUCGCACGAGGGAGGAUGGCUCUGCCUCUGCCGGCGGCGAACGCGAGCGCAGUGUUGGAGAUGGUGACGGCGGGCUGUGCGGAGCAGGGCAACCUCAGCGUGGAAGUUGGCGACUACAAUGUCAGCUGCCAGAACGGAUCCGUCCUCCCUAGACCAGUCGGAGGAGGCAAAGAGAUGGACUCGUUCCGCAUCCUGCUCUACUCCCUCAUCUUCCUGCUCAGCGUCUUCGGCAACCUGCUCAUCGUCGUGGUCCUGGUGCUGAACAAGCGCAUGCGCACCGUCACCAACUCCUUCCUGCUGUCGCUGGCGGUCAGCGACCUCAUGAUGGCCGUCUUCUGCAUGCCCUUCACGCUCAUCCCCAACAUCCUGGAGGACUUCAUCUUCGGGAGCGCCAUGUGCAAGGCAGUCUCCUACUUCAUGGGGAUCGCCGUCAGCAUCUCCACCUUCAGCCUCGUGGCCAUCGCCAUCGAGAGGUACAGCGCCAUCUGUAACCCGCUGAAGUCCCGCGCGUGGCAGACCCGAUCCCACGCCUACCGCGUCAUCGCCGCCACCUGGGUGGUGUCGCUGCUGAUCAUGGUGCCCUACCCGGUGUUCAGCUUCCUCACGUCGUACCCAAAGGCCAACGGCACCGUUGGCCACAAGUGUCGCAUGACCUGGCCCAGCAGGGAAGCGGAGCAGACCUGGUAUGUGCUGCUGCUGUUCACUCUGUUCUUCAUCCCGGGAGUGGUGAUGAUUGUAGCCUACGGUCUGAUAUCCAGAGAGCUCUUCCGAGGCAUGCAGUUUGAGCUGGGCCACAACAGAGAGACCACCGGCCAGAAGAACGGUGUACGACGGGCUGUCGCAGGAUCCAAUGACGACGACGACGGUUGCUACAUCCAGGUGUCCAAAAAGCCCUCCUCCGCCGUGGAGCUCCCCACCCUCUCUGCCUCGUCUGCCGCCGCCCAGGCCAAGAAGGAGCGUGCCCGCAGCAACACCUCGGAGGCCAAGCUGCAGGCCAAGAAGCGGGUCAUUCGCAUGCUGAUUGUGAUCGUGGCGCUCUUCUUCAUCUGCUGGAUGCCCCUGUACUCGGCCAACACCUGGAAGGCCUUCGACCUGAAGUCAGCCUCCAAAGCCCUCACGGGAGCGCCCAUCUCCUUCAUCCACCUGCUGUGCUACACCUCGGCCUGCGUCAACCCCAUCAUCUACUGCUUCAUGAACAUGCGCUUCCGCAAGGCCCUGCUGUCCACCUUCGCCUGCUGCUUCCGCAACCGAUUCUGUCGCUGGUGGUGCAGGAGGAAGGAGGGGGCCGAAGACGGCGUCACCGCCACCUCCAUGGGCACGUCGAUGGCCACCUCCAUGUCCAAGUUCAGCUACACCACCGUCAGCACCACCGGCACCUGCUGAGCCUCAGGCGGAGCUGGUCGCCAUCGGGUGGCUGCCGGGGCAGUGGUCACUGGGUGCACCAUCCGUUUUGUUUUUCUUCACUCUGCUGUUUUUCACUCUUCAUCUGAAUAUGCUAUGAGUCACGCGCUGAGUAACAUCCCUGCCCUCGUUCAUGAGGCCUUUUGAAAAGGUCUCCUUCAAAUUUUGCGUGCAUGGUUGCAGAAUGUGAGGCGGGCGAAACGCCGUUUCCAGUUUGGUGACAUUCUUCUUUUUCUGUUUAAUUGGCAGCAUUCGCUUUGUUGCAUCCUGAAGAAAACAUCAAGUGCCUGUGCUCUUUGUGUAGCUUCGUUUUUGUCGUGGUGGUUUGUUCACUGGCUGAGAGACAUUUUAGUGAGAAACUACGUUGGGAAUAUGAAUCUCGUGUACUUGUAAAUACUGUCUUUAAGAUCUUAUUGUGCCAAAAGGUAAAUUUUUGACGGAGACAUACUGUUGAGCAAUGAGGACUCAUUACCUCAGGAAUGAAUCGGUAUGGAUUUCAGCUCCUUUUGUGUUUAAUGUGGUUAUAUCUUCACUCAUUCAGGGCAUCUUUCUCAGUUUUUAAGAAUUGUUCUAUUGAAGGCUACACAGGGCAACUUUGGAUAUUGUCGGGUCCCCAAAUCAUUCCAUUUACACCAAAAAAUAUUGAAGGGAACAGAGUUAGUCCAGCUUUUUCUAGACAAGCUUCUUGCUUAAUGUUUCACUCUUAUCGAGUUAUGUUUCAUCGCUUCUUCUUCAGCAUAUUUUCCGCAAAUAUUGAAACACCAGAAUCCAUUCAUUCAGGCAAUUUUGACCACUUUAUUUAUGUGUUUGACCUUUUUGAGGCAGCGCUCUGUGAUUGAGGCAGGUGCAUCUUUACCUUGACGAUAAACAUUGGAGGACUGUAAUCUAGCUUCAUUUCUUGGAACGCAUAAACGAGACAGCCUGGUGGUUAAAAAGAGGCAAUUUUCUUGUGUUGAUCCAGCCGGCAGCAUAACAAACUGGGAUCGCACAGGCUCAGUCAUGAAACUUAAAUAUCCUGUCGCCACUGCCCCGAUGUAUGUUGAAUACUGAUGCAGACAUUAACAUCGGGAUGGGGAUUAUUAAAGGCUGAUUGCACCUGCUGGUUGCUCCAGUCUGCCCCUGCCACAGAAAAGUGCUUUAGUCAAACUCACCUUUUCUGCUCAAUUAUCUCAGCAGUGUCUUAUGUAGUCUCUCUCUGCCUUCCGCUGCCAAUUUCUCUGAGCAUUACCUAAGUACAAAGAUCCCGUUUCCAGGCUUAGACUAAUGAGGUGUUCCUCGGGAACCCUCUCCUCUCCUGCGGUGAAGCGUCUCGUGGCUUCGCCUCUGCAAAACUGUCGACAAAUGGCUCCGCUGACGCGCCACAUCUGAGCCCCUUCAAUUCUUUGACAACAACAAUGACAAUCUCGAGUUAAAUAGCGUCUUUCACUCAAGGAAUUGAACUCGACGUGCGCUACAAUAAAUGGAAAAUUGUUGGGCAAAAACAAGUAGGAAGGGAUUUUCAUAAUAGAUGGAAUAAGAAUAAGAAUAUAACCAGUAAUGGAAAAUAAAAGACAAAACUUCAACUUUGCCGGUGCUCUUGUGAAUGGGUUUCCAUGCGGUUUAGUGAGAUGAGCCUCCUAAAUCUGCACCCAAAAUGUCGUCAAAACUUUUAGUUAUAAUUUUCAAAUUAUAAUUUUUUUUUGCAAAUUACGGCAUAUUUGCACUCGAUUAAGGUCACAGGAGGAUAGGGCUUUAUUUGCUUUCUUGCUGAGAGUUAGGUGAGAAGAUUGACACCACGCUUAUGUUUUUACGCUGAAUAUGAAGCAACAGCCAGCUGUCGGUUAGCUUAGCAUAAAGACCCAUCUCUUGUUUGCUUAAAUUAAGCAUUUGGAUGAAACAUGAAUAAUACCAAACACUGAGUCCAUGUGAAAGCGAACACUGAAAUUGUGAUUAGUUUAUGAAAUUAAAUGCUGCUAGGGAGCGACCAGCCGGCUAACCAAGCUAGCUCUUUAGCGGGACGGUCUUCUCUCGCUCCUCGGUUGUGUAUUUCGGUUUGAAUAAACAAAACAGUGUAAACAAAUCAUUCAGAACUACUUCUCUAGCAUGCACAGAUGAGUAGUCGCGCCACAGCUGUGUAACGUAAAUUAACCAACCAGUGUGUGAAGAUAACCAGGUAGCUGUUUCGUUAGCUACCAAGUUGCCCCAGAAGUAGCGAGCUACCGUAGCUAAUCCCAGGGGUUACUUCAUGUGAUAACAUUGGCUCGGAGGCAAGCGUUUGAAUUAUCAAAUUUAAAUUUAUACUAAAAACUUUAAGUCGUAUUUCUUGAAACUUUGUAACAAAAGGUGGAAAGUGAAAAGUUAGCAUGGCCAAUUAGAUAAGAGAAUGAGACCAAGCUUGAAAAAUACCCAAAUCCCCUUUAAAUGUUCACUGCAUCAUACAUAAACAUUCAUGUUAAGGCAGACUUGGUAGAUUCAUGAGCUAGUAGCAAGUAGUAGAUAGUAUUUUGAUGAAAGGACAAUUCUGAAUUCCCGUGGAAAUUAUUCAGGACUUCAUUCAUGAACUCAGGCAAUUUGAUUUUGAAAUAUGGACAGGCUAUCGUUGCAGUGACUAAUUUAAAAAGUUGGCCUCCACAGCACAAAAAUAUCUGGACGCGUGUUAAGCAGAGUGAUGCAAUGCUUUUGUCCAACAUGCGGUGAUAUGUCGACAGCUAAGUCCUUUCAUUUCCCAUCGCUUUCAAGUUUGCUGCUCUUUUUCAUGGCCUGGCAUCGCCUAGCACUCCCCCCCCCCUCCUUUUUCAGCACAGAGGCGUAUGAAUACAUGAAUGGCAAUAGUGUGUGGGUGACAGCUGAGAUUUGCAGGCACAAGCGCAGUCCGCGAGAGGUUUACAAGUGGUGGCGGGGAGUUUGGAUCGCAGACUGACAAUUGGCAGAGCCUCGCUUGUAAACCUCGUCUUGUGAACCUCGUCUGGCGGCCUUCACUCCGUGUAUGCUUUUGUAAUUAAGGCAGAACAGUGAGUGAUUUCCAUAUCUUUGCGGGCGCUUGGCGCACCGGAGAACCUGGCGGAUUUAGAACCGAUUUAUUUCCCCGGUCUGUGCACACUUUCCCCUCCAGUUAAAUUUGGAUUCAUUUACAUGUUUUGUUACAUUAUGAGCCUAUAGGUUUUUGAAUUGCAAACUGUUAAGUAUGUUAAAUGACCAUAGCUGAGUAGGAAUAAUGAAGAUAAGCCGCUUAAAGCUGGCUUUGGUAUUAUUUUGUGGCCUGUAGAUUUACAACUUCUCAAAAUAAACCACCGCUCAUUCGCAUUAUGAAUGGACAGGUAAAGACUUACAGCCAACCUCGCUCACUAAUUGUUAUGGUAAAAGGCUCCGAGAGAGGCAAAUAUUUGCUCUCAAAAAUGAACUGUUGUUAUUGAAUUUGACAUCAGUUAAUCUAUUCACCUCAGCAGGCCAGCAAGUUCAGGUAUGCAUUAUUAAAAUGAGCUAACCUCCCAGUCUUAGAGCUGCUACUUUCAGAUUCUUGUACUUUUAAGCUAGUUUUACUCAGCACACUUCGUACCUG
Anarrhichthys ocellatus (wolf-eel) is the source of this 5779-nucleotide messenger RNA. Its product is annotated as cholecystokinin receptor-like. NCBI's taxonomy places the organism in Eukaryota, Metazoa, Chordata, Actinopteri, Perciformes, Anarhichadidae. The coding region runs from base 856 to 2223 and encodes 455 amino acids. Gene Ontology annotation, biological process: neuropeptide signaling pathway. The record is from RefSeq and is a predicted model, not a curated record. The transcript has 5 exons. Gene Ontology annotation, cellular component: plasma membrane. Gene Ontology annotation, molecular function: neuropeptide receptor activity; gastrin receptor activity; hydrolase activity.